GCAUUCUCCAAGUCUACACAGUUUCUAAAAACAUUUCUCAGCUACCACAACCCCACUGAGUCGAUUAUAGAACAACAAAAUGAAAUAUCUCUGUGCCAUUGUUCUCUUGUGUGCUCUGAGUGCAACAUUUGUGGUUGCCGACGAUAAGUCACAGCCACCUCCUUCACAAAUUAAGGACCCCCAAGUCCGCGUCGAUGUGGGAGGCUCUCCCAAGGAUGGUUACAAUGUAAAUGCCGAUGUCCGUAAAAAUAUUUGGACCAGCGACAAUGGCAGACAUUCGUUUGAUGCCACAGCAGGUUAUGGCCAGCACUUGGGUGGACCUUAUGGCAAUAGUCGUCCUGAUUACCGUGGCGGUGGCAUUUACACCUACAGAUGGUAGAUUAAAAUAAAACAAAACUAUGUUGUUUUUCCAAAAUAA
Molecule: messenger RNA, 418 nt
Organism: Musca domestica (house fly)
Lineage: Eukaryota; Metazoa; Arthropoda; Insecta; Diptera; Muscidae
Gene: diptericin
Product: diptericin-D-like
Exons: 2
Coding region: 80-379 (99 amino acids)
Biological process (GO): defense response to bacterium
Cellular component (GO): extracellular region
Source: RefSeq, marked validated